AUGCAUUACACGUCCCCCUACCCUCCUCUUCCUCCUCUCCCGGAGCAGAAUGUCCACGAUUUCAUCUUCGGCUCUCCCGCAUUGACUGCGCCGGAGGACAAGCUGCUCCUCGUCGAUCCCCUUUCGGGAAGACGGUGGCACAGGAAUGAGUUUAAGGAGAGGGUCUACGACGCCGCAACCGCGCUGCUUACCCCUGCAUCCGAAGGCGGUGUGGGACUCGGGCCAGAGGGUGAGAUGGUCGCAAUCAUGAGCACGAACUGCUUCGAAUACGUCGCUCUCCUCCACGCAUGCUUCCGAGCCGCAGUCCCCGUCUCACUGAUCCCCUCCGGCGCGACCGCGUUCGAGCUCGAGCACCUCUUCCGGACGUCCGAAGCAACGCGUCUCUUCAUCCACCCGAGUCUGCUUCCGCAAGCGCUCGAUACCGCCCACAAGUUUGGCCUUACGGACGAUCGGAUUUUUCUGCUGGAAGGCCAUGCCGAGGGGCGCAAGUCUUUGGCCGACCUCAUCCGUGAAGUUCGGGUCCGGAAGUUCGCGAGGGCACCAAGCAGGCCCGUUCAGCGCGAUGCGUUAGCCUAUCUCGUGUACUCAAGUGGGACAAGCGGGUUGCCUAAAGCUGUCAUGGUCUCACAUCGGAAUGUGAUCGCGAGCUUGGUGCAAGUCGCAGUUGCGACGGAGUUCGAAGGGCCAGACCCCGUUCUCGAGAAGACCCCCAUUGUCGCGCUCGCAUUCUUGCCUAUGUACCACACCUACGGCCUGCAUUACGGGUGCAUCCGCCCUGUUCUCUCCGUGAUAACAACGGUCAUCAUCCCUAGGUGGAACGCCGAUCUUGUGCUGGACUUGAUACCCAAGUUCCGUAUCUCCUUCCUACCCAUGACGCCUCCAGCAAUCCUCCAGCUCGUCAAUCACCGGCGUAUCCGGGAGGUGGAUCUGAGCUCACUCGUCGUAACGGGGAGCGGGGCCGCCCACCUGCCCCCCAAGCUGGCGAGCCUGUGGAAGAGCUACCUCAAGAACGUCGAGGCUAUCUCUGAAGGGUUCGGCAUGUCAGAAUGCACGAUCUCCGCGACUCGUGCGGUGCACAAAAAGCUCGGCAAGCCGAGGCCCGGGAGCACCGGCGUCUUGCUCCCGGGAGUCGAGGCGCGCAUCGUCAAGGACGACGGCACGCUCGCAGGGCCGAACGAACCGGGCGAGCUCUGGCUCAGGGGCCCGAACGUCGCGCUCGGAUACUGGCGCAACCCGCAGGCGACGGAGGCCACGUUCGGCGGCGGCUGGCUCCGCACCGGGGACCGGUUCCGCGUGGACGAGGACGGACAGUUCUUCUUCGUCGAGCGCACGAAGGACAUCCUGAAGGUGUCCGGCGCGCAGGUGUCCCCGACGGAGAUCGAGAACGCUCUGCUCGCGAACCCGGACAAGCUCGUGUCGGACGUGACGGUCGCUGGCGUCAGCGGCGGACGCACCUCGGACGAGAAGGUGCCUCGCGCCUGGGUCGUGUUGAGCGACGAGGGUCGGAAGCGCGGGGAACAAGUUGUCGUCCAGACGCUUCUGUCCUGGGUCCAAAAGAACCUGAGCAAGUACAAGUGGCUCAGGGGUGGGAUUGAAGUCGUCAAUGAGAUCCCGAAGAACCCGACAGGCAAGGUGCUGCGUCGUGUGCUGCAGGAUCGAUAUGAACAGCAACUGAAGGCUCCCCAGGCCAAGCUGUGAUGACGGUAGCGGUAUGCUAUCGCGCUGCCUACGACACUACAGGUUGUAUGACUAGUCGCAACACAAACAUGAUAUCUAUGGACCGUUCACCGACCGUACAGCAGUCGUCCGCGGCGCCGUACCUCAGGACGCAGGAGAGAACGAGCGGGGGCGACCUCCGAGUUCAGUCAUUGCGAGAACACACCUAGCUCCAUAUACCCUUGCGACAUCACCCUUCCCUCCACAAGACAGUGAUCCGGAGCGAGCGAGCUGAGCACGAACGAGACUGCUAGUAGUCUUAUAGACCACUGUGUCAGGCACCUUGAACAUCUCCGCCCACUCCAACACGUCCUCCACAGUGGGCGUUCCUCGCAUGUCUGCCAUCUUCGAUUGUACGUAGUCUAUCGUACUGACGGUCAGACUCGAACGGAAGGCCACCUGCUGCAUUCAAGUGGCAACGCAGCACCAGUUUCCCUCGAAUUCGGUGAAUAGCUACGUAGCUCGUACAGUGCGAAU
Dichomitus squalens LYAD-421 SS1 is the source of this 2193-nucleotide messenger RNA. RefSeq names its product acetyl-CoA synthetase-like protein. The record is from RefSeq and is a predicted model, not a curated record. The transcript has 9 exons. The coding region runs from base 1 to 1698 and encodes 565 amino acids. Gene Ontology annotation, molecular function: CoA-ligase activity. Gene Ontology annotation, biological process: secondary metabolic process. Lineage: Eukaryota; Fungi; Basidiomycota; Agaricomycetes; Polyporales; Polyporaceae.